CUUCCCUCCACGAGCUGCUCUUCUCUCCGUGCUGCCGGGGCUUUAUUUAUUUAUUCCUACGUGAGCACACCCAGCACACUUCUUGCAUACAAAGAGUGAAAUCACAACCUAAAGGACCUAUCCUACCUUCUUUUGGAGUAACCUUAGUGCUAGUGAGAGCCUUGCCUACUUUUUAAGGCAAAGAAGACUCAUUUUCUGCAGGUAAACCCAAAGCUUUCAGGCAACGCUUUCUGCUGUUCUGCUUUUUCUGGUUAUCCAGCCUGGACCUCUGUCCUGUUCACAGAACUGAGACAACCCCUUGGACAUGAUCUGCCUUGUGUUUGCAACAACUACAGUAACAGCUCUGCAUCAAUAACUCUUCUCACUGAAUCCCACUGGAUGCUGUGCUUUGCCCUGGUCAUAAGUGGUGACAUUUUCCUUACCUGUGUGGGAAGAUCAGUUUUAAUUGGACAUUAAAAAGAUGGCUGAGGAAGAAAAGCUGUCUCUAAAGAAAGCACUUCAGUUUGGUAUUAAUGGAUAUAUUCCAUCAGUACAACUAUGCAUCAGAAAUGAAAGUGCCCCCAAAAGUUGUUAUGCUUGUUUAGACAGCAUGCAAAUAAAACACAUGUGACUGGUCCAGCUGAAAAAAAAAGAUCCCUAAUGGAGAGCUGCUGUCAAAUGAGAGCCACCAGGAAAGCCAUAGACCUAACCUCACCUUUAAAUUAGUUAACUCAAACAGCCGGCUGCAAUUUUGUAAUACAAAGACCAUGUCAGCUGUAGUUAAAAGGAUCUCUGCAUUUCCAAGCUACAAGAAAUCUUUCCUUAAAUUUUAUAUUUAAUUUAUCAACUUUUUUGGGCUAAUCAGCAAUUAAAUUUGUACCCUAAAGAGAAGCUGCCAGUUGAAAAUACACAUAAUAACAAGGAGAAGAAUGAUAAGCUCGGGGAGUAAGGUGUUAAUUUGUAUCUUCGGAACAAUAUUAACACACAGAUCGAAUGUCAAAUGAAAUGGGUCGCAAGGAAACGCGUUACUUGCAGACUUUAAACUGUGAUUCGAUGGCGCAGCAGAGCAUGAGGAUGCGCCCGGUGCUGCUGAAGAGGAACAGCCUGGACUCGGCGGAUUUGGUGCGGCAGCCCCAGCACCGCAGGAGCAAAUCCCAGCAGGUCCGCUUCAAGGAGGAUGGGCUCAGCACCAAGGCAGGGCUGGAGGCUCACCCUGCCCCGGACACACUGACAGCUGGGAGCACAGAACUCUUUAGGGAUCACAGCUUUUUGCUAACUCACUCUCCAGCUUUUCCAAGGGCUCAGAAGGGGCUUCGGAAUAUUGCCAUACAAACUUCUCCCAGCCUCAGGAAACACUUCCCUGUUUUUAAAAGGAAAAGGCUGACAGCAAGCAAAUCACUGACAGAAAUGCCAGCAGAGCCUGCAAACUCUAUCCAGGUAAAUGGCAACCUGUGUGAAGCAGACAUUCUGUCCUCAGAGCUCUGCUACCUGAGAAUAAGCGAUGGCUUGGAGGACGGAUGCAGGAACAGUGAGGUGAGCUUGGCUCCGAGCUCAUCAAAAGCACAAAGCAAUGGACCGAGGUGCUCGGGUGAUUUCUCAGUGUCAGACAAGACAACUGCAUCUACACAGGUGCCUGAAUACAUCCAAGUGAGUUUUCCACCAGACAGAAACGCUCCCCUGGAGGCACCAGACACAGUCUCAAGUAACUCACUGCAUUCUUCUACCGUCAUCAACAGCAGCGAAAGUCACGAAAACAGCACACUGUCAUCCGAUUCUGAAAGAGCAGAGCCUGGCCUCAGCAAUCCUGUGAGCUGCAGUGAAUGUAACCCCCACUCUGCUGCUGGUGAAGUGCAGAAACACAACUCUGAGCUGCCUGUAGCCAGUAAAGAUGCCAGCAGUAAGGAAACUCCACCGCCACCCCCAUCAAAUCCCAGCUCAUCUCCCUGUUUCCUCAGAGACUGUCACCAGGCAGGAGAGCACAAGCCAGACCCCAGCUGGGUGACCUCACCAAGUGAUGAUUUCCCAGCAGUGUCACUCACCAGCAGCAAUGCAUCCAAACCAUGCCUGCCAUGUAACGCUGAAAUUGAGAAAAAUCCCACCCAGCCAGAUGUGUCCCAGUGUAACAGCUGUGCAGGAGGAUUUCACAGAAAGUCUUAUCUGCCAAGGAGUGAAAUAAACCCACAAAGCAACAAAGAGAUUAAGGAAAUAAAUCAAAUUCACUUGGAACAUGGCGAACUCUGUGCCCUACAAGGCAGGCUGCAGUCUGUAGAGGAAUCCUUGCAGUCGAACCAGGAGAAGAUUAAAGUCCUUUUGAAUGUAAUCCAAGACCUGGAAAAAUCCAGAGCCCUCAGUGAAGGGCGUAACUUCUACCACACUGGGCAGGACCUCAACAACUGCAGCACCUGCCAGAACACGGCGUGCAUCAUCUACAGUGUAGAAUAUGACUUCAGACAACAGGAAGGAAGAUUUCAUCAGAUUUUGAAAACACUGGACAAUGCAGAGCAAAACCCAGCUCCAGCUUCACCUCAGAAGCCACCACCUGAUCCUCCAGCUCCAGAGAAAAAGGAGUUAAGGAGAAAGACAAAAAAGGUGAAAAGAAAAUGCUUCUGGUGGAUUUGACUUCCUCAUGCAUCCUUUUACAAUUCAAGAGACACUAAAACAGAAAGAGCUUGAGAGCACACACCUGAAAACGUGCUAUUAUGAAAUCACAAAGGUUAAGAAUGUUUAAUUAGAGUAUUGGAAAAAUAAAAAAAAUUGAAUUUAUUUAAAUCAGCUCACUGAAUAAAGGUGCAUGAAGGUA
Messenger RNA from Catharus ustulatus (Swainson's thrush), 2779 nucleotides. It is a transcript of the gene INSYN2B, whose product is annotated as inhibitory synaptic factor family member 2B. Gene Ontology annotation, biological process: inhibitory postsynaptic potential. The record is from RefSeq and is a predicted model, not a curated record. Bases 973 to 2598 code for a protein of 541 amino acids. The transcript is spliced from 4 exons. Lineage: Eukaryota; Metazoa; Chordata; Aves; Passeriformes; Turdidae. Gene Ontology annotation, cellular component: postsynaptic density.